AUGGAGGGACGGGCUGCUAAAAUAAUAAUAGCUGUAUUUAAAAAAACAACUGGUGUUGUUGUUUGUUGGUGUUGAACAGUUCUGUGCAGCUUCGCAGGCGUCACACCACCUUCUGUUGACAAAACCAGUCACUUAGGAAACAUUGAUAUGAAAUGUAUAAAUGUAAGGUAUUCUUGGGUUUGUAGAAAUGUGCAGCGUCGACAGUUUCUUCUGUGGCGAGUGGUCGGCGUGUGGAGCCGCUGAGCUCAGCAGAGCAACAGGCAGCUGAUUGGUGAUCAGUGUUGGUCAAUCAGAGGUGAUCAGAUCAUGAAGGAUCAUUAGAUCUGUUUGUUUUACUGAGUGCUGCAAAGUGUGUGUGUCAGCACCUCACACACACACACACGGAGCGGUGGGCGUGUGCAGGUGGAGGUGACGGACUAUAAAGGAGGAGGAGGCCCUCUGCUCUGCCUCACAUCAACCGGCUCUCAGCUGACCUGCUCCUCCUCUUCAUCACAGAGUCACCUCUUCCAUCUCCUCCUUUUACAGCUCUCGUCCAUCAUGGCGGCUCUGUGGCUCCAGUCUGUAUCUCUGCUGGUCUUACUGGUCGUGUCGUGGCCGAGCUCUCAGGCCGCCACGGCGCCGCAGCACCUGUGUGGCUCUCACCUGGUGGACGCGCUCUACCUGGUCUGUGGGGACAGAGGCUUCUUCUACAACCCCAAGAGAGACGUGGACCCUCUGAUGGGUUUCCUCCCUCCAAAGGUGGGCGGAGCAGCGGCGGCAGGCGGCGAGAACGAGGUGGCGGAGUUCGCCUACAAGGACCAGAUGGAGAUGAUGGUGAAGCGAGGCAUCGUGGAGCAGUGCUGCCACCGACCCUGCAACAUCUUCGACCUGCAGAACUACUGCAACUGAUCAGCCCCGCUUCCUUUAGCCUAGCCUAGCUUAGCAUAGCUUAGCUUCUUGGCCAACUUAGCCCGAACCCCCGCCCCUCUCCUCCACCUCCACCCUGGCACCAGGAGGGCGGCAGCGCUGUUGUCUCUCUUAAAAACCAACU
Messenger RNA from Epinephelus fuscoguttatus (brown-marbled grouper), 1030 nucleotides. RefSeq names its product preproinsulin (gene ins). Gene Ontology annotation, molecular function: hormone activity. The transcript is spliced from 3 exons. Gene Ontology annotation, cellular component: extracellular region. The record is from RefSeq and is a predicted model, not a curated record. NCBI's taxonomy places the organism in Eukaryota, Metazoa, Chordata, Actinopteri, Perciformes, Serranidae. The coding region runs from base 538 to 888 and encodes 116 amino acids.